AUGUCGGUCACCGUGCUCAGCUCGCAGCCGCGGGUAUUAUAUCAUUCGCUUACAUGGCCGGAACCACCAUUCUUACCAUUCCCCAGCCUUGCCUCCGCCACGCUCCGGAACCUCAGCGCCCUUGAAGGGACCCAAACCGCCCACAAGCACACACCACGAAGCGGCAGCAUGAGACUAACACGCCCCUCCGAAACCCGCAGGUUCGGGUUGCUGCAAAUAGCCGGGGAGGUCCACCACAUCCCCGAGCCCCUUGCGGACGCCGGCGGCGAGGCCAAGACGGAGUAUUACUCGGGGGGCACGCUCGACGCCAUCCUGUCCGAGAUGGUGAUCGUGGUGCCCUGCAAGGACGAGGAGGUGUCGGUGAUCCGGGGCGUCAUCUCGGCCAUCCCGGCCCCGUGCCUGGUCAUCCUGGUCUCCAAUUGCCAGCGGGGGGGCGACGCCGACGAGUACGCCCAGCAGGUGGCCAUGGUCAAGGCGUUUGGCGGCGAGCGGAGGCUGCUGCUGGCCAUCCACCAGAAGGACGCCGCCGCCGCCGCCGCCUUCAAGGAGGCCGGCAUGCCCGACCUGUGCGGGGCCGACGGGACAAUACGCGACGGCAAGGGGGAGGGCAUCAUCCUCGGCGUGGCCCUGGCCGCGGCCUUGUGUCCGGGGCGUCGUUAUGUUGGGUUUGUCGACGCGGACAACUUCCGGGCCGGGUCGGUGAAUGAGUACUGCCUGGCUUUUGCGGCGGGGUUUGCCAUGUGUCCUUCGUCCCGCGAUCGAGAGGAUACCAUGGUUCGGUUGAAGUGGGCUUCCAAGCCGAAACUGCGCGAUAAUGGGCGUGUUGAGCUUGUGAAGGAGGGAAGGUGCUCCAGGAUCGUCAACUCCUGGUUGAAUAAACUGUUUGCUUCGGGCGACAAGCAUGGGACCGAGGCUAGAAACACCAAUUUUAUCACGACGGGUAACGCCGGCGAACAUGCCAUGACAAUGGGCCUUGCUCUGAAGCUGAGGAUGGCGGCUGGGUACGCCAUCGAGCCGUAUCACUUUGUUGACUUGCUGGAGCGAGCUCAUUUGUCUGUUUCACGAGUCACUCAGGGGAGAUUCGCUUCCAUUCUCGGUAGAAAGGGAACGCUGUCGCAAGACACUCUUCAUUCAGAUGCACCUUAG
Messenger RNA from Chaetomium globosum CBS 148.51, 1146 nucleotides. RefSeq lists its product as uncharacterized. Lineage: Eukaryota; Fungi; Ascomycota; Sordariomycetes; Sordariales; Chaetomiaceae. Gene Ontology annotation, cellular component: cytoplasm. The record is from RefSeq and is a predicted model, not a curated record. The transcript is spliced from 2 exons. Gene Ontology annotation, molecular function: mannosyl-3-phosphoglycerate synthase activity. Gene Ontology annotation, biological process: mannosylglycerate biosynthetic process. Bases 1 to 1146 code for a protein of 381 amino acids.